AUGGCUAUAAAUAUUGCUGGAGCAAUGUCAAUGGCUAGCUUUUAUCUUCUUAUCCUCACAGUCGGCAUCUGGGCAGCAAAAAGAGCCAAAAAAGUUGAAAGAGCGUAUGAGAGUGAUCGUUCUGAAAUGGUAAUGAUAGCUGGACGAAAAAUUGGAUUCAUUCUUGGCAUUCUAACAACCAUGGCAACCUGGGUUGGUGGUGCAUAUAUAAAUGGCACUGCUGAAAUGGUGUAUCGGCCAGAUGCUGGACUGGCAUGGACUGUAUCACCUUGGACCUCUCUACUUUGUUUGGUUAUUGGCGGCUUGUGUUUUGCCAAGAAAAUGCGAGCUGAGAAGUAUGUAACAAUGUUGGACCCAUUUCAGCUGCGUUACGGGAAACGAAUCGCAAGCUUGGUGUUUAUUCCAGCCAUAAUCGGUGAAAUAUUCUGGUCUGCUGCCAUCCUUGCAGCUUUAGGUACAACAUCUAGUGUUAUUCUGGACCUUGAUAAGAAGCUAUCAGUGGUCAUUUCUGCUUGUGUAGCAAUGAUUUAUACAUUACUCGGAGGGCUAUAUUCAGUGGCAUAUACUGAUGUUGUUCAAUUAGGAUGCAUUUUCCUUGGCUUGUGGCUCUGUGUGCCAUUCGCAAUGCUAAAUCACGCUGUUACUGACAUCAAGAUCACAGCAGUUAAGGAGGUCCAUCAAAAACCUUGGCUUGGAAACAUUGAUGACAGGUUUAUUGGAAAAUGGAUAGAUGAUCUUUUGCUAAUGGUGUUGGGAGGAAUACCAUGGCAAGCCUAUUUUCAAAGAGUGCUGGCAUCUUCCUCCAUUAAAAAUGCUCAGAAAUUAUCAAUCGCAGGAGCAUUUGGUGGUUGUAUAAUGGGCAUCCCUUCAGUCCUAAUUGGCUCAGUUGCAGCUUCCACAGACUGGAAUCAGACUUCUUACGGCUCCCAGUCACCUUAUGAGAAAAAUGAAGCUGCCAUGAUUCUACCAAUAGUUCUUCGAUAUCUGUGUCCUCCCUAUAUUUCCAUAUUUGGAAUUGGUGCCAUUGCAGCUGCGGUCAUGUCCUCAACUGACUCUUCUCUUCUUUCAUCAAGUUCCAUGUUCACACAUAAUAUCUACCGAAAGAUUCUCAGGCCAAAGGCAUCAGAGAAAGAAAUUAUGUUCGCAAUGAAGACUACAGUCUUUUUAGUGACAGUACUUGCCACACUCCUUGCUCUUUUUACCAACACUAUCUAUGGUCUUUAUGCAUUAAGUGCUGACUUGGUGCAGUGUGUGGAAUUUUUAUAA
Molecule: messenger RNA, 1266 nt
Organism: Rhincodon typus (whale shark)
Lineage: Eukaryota; Metazoa; Chordata; Chondrichthyes; Orectolobiformes; Rhincodontidae
Product: high-affinity choline transporter 1-like
Exons: 9
Coding region: 1-1266 (421 amino acids)
Biological process (GO): transmembrane transport; choline transport; acetylcholine biosynthetic process
Cellular component (GO): plasma membrane
Molecular function (GO): choline:sodium symporter activity
Source: RefSeq, a predicted model, not a curated record